Aspergillus thermomutatus is the source of this 597-nucleotide messenger RNA. RefSeq names its product GNAT family N-acetyltransferase. Gene Ontology annotation, molecular function: acyltransferase activity, transferring groups other than amino-acyl groups. The transcript is spliced from 2 exons. The record is from RefSeq and is a predicted model, not a curated record. Lineage: Eukaryota; Fungi; Ascomycota; Eurotiomycetes; Eurotiales; Aspergillaceae. The coding region runs from base 1 to 597 and encodes 198 amino acids.
AUGACCUUCAAACUCCUCCCCGCAAAUCCCACAGACUCCCCCGCUCUGACCAACGUCUUCCUCUCCGCCUUCAGCGACCCCUUCAACCAGCGCCUGUUCCCACGCACCCCAGACGUGACCGCCUACUGGACAGCACACUUCGCCUCCUUCAUCAACAGUCCAGACAAGGCCGUCCUCAAAAUGAUCGAUUCAGCAGACGGCGCCAUCGUCGCAUUCGCGGUGUGGCAACUCCCGGGCCAACCGUCCCCUGAGGGUGAGACGCAUCCAGGCGACGCGUAUCCCGCCAGUUCCGACCGAGAGCUCUGCGCGUUAUUCUUUGGCGGGAUGGCGGAGAUGAGGCGGAGGAUUAUGUGUGGUCGGCCUCAUUACUAUCUCGAGAUGCUGGGGACCCACCCGGCGUACCACGGGCGGGGUCUUGCGUCGAGACUGCUCCGGUGGGGAUUGGAGAGGGCUGAGGAGGCGGGUUUGGAGACGUAUCUCUCGUCGUCGCCGGCGGGGAGGCCGCUGUAUGAGAAGUAUGGGUUUCGGUUGGUGGAGGAGAGGGAGGUUGUGGCGGGGUAUGUGCAGGGGUAUAUGCUUAGGGCUGGGAGAGGAUGA